Molecule: messenger RNA, 954 nt
Organism: Penicillium olsonii
Lineage: Eukaryota; Fungi; Ascomycota; Eurotiomycetes; Eurotiales; Aspergillaceae
Source: the annotation of a GenBank genome assembly
AUGGCGGCUCCAGCACCGGCCACAAGUCUCCCUCAGCGUCUUGUGAACUUCUUUGCCCGGUAUCCCCCUCAAUUGCACUCCGCUGCUGUCCGCCGUCCAGCACCUCGCCCAAAGGAUGCGAUCGUUCCCCAAACACCGCUCCCAUCACCAUACACCUCUGAUCGCGAUGCCAAGGGUGCUCAGGCGCUGAAGCCAACUGAUUGGAGCUCUGCACAGGCACUUCUUGUGACCAGCGACAAACUUCGCAACCCUUUCCUUCCCCACAAGCGAUUUGGAAAAUGGGAGAGCCCAAGAUACGGAUUGCGGCAGCAAGCGGACUUGAUGAAAUUAGCCAUCAAAUAUAAUGUGGAGAAGCUCCUUCCUCCCAGCCGCAAAUCACCCGAGUUCAAGGAGAAACGUCGUCAGGAGCGUGGAUUGCAGAUCAAGGGAACUGGUAUUGGCCAGAAGGUCAAGGGUCACAAGUGGGAGCGUACAAUGGAGUCCCGUCUCGAGGAUCGUCGCAAGGCCAUGGAGGGAAUGCCGGAAAUGGUCCGCGCGUGGAAGCAGGUCAUGGUCGUGGAUGGAAACAAUGGCCCAAGCGGUAAUGGCAAAGCCUCAGCAGAAUAUGUUGGAGGAUUUUCCUAUUAUUUCUUCGGACGGGGUUGUUCAUUCCGGCUAUCCAACGCCAUAAUGACUCCUGUUCGAAUUGCAUCCCCCGUCGACAUUACUACUUGUACGAGCCACACUCGGAGCUUGGGAUGGAGUUCUUAUUUUUUUCCUUUCUUUCAAAGUAUACUACCAACACCUUAUGUACAAUACAAUCUGCGGUCACAUACCCCAAUCCCAGCCCCGGUGCCAAUGGAUUGCACACCCUAUCUAGCUCUUGCUCUUCAGAGCGAGCAGCCCAGUCGAAGAAGGCCCAAGCUUCACAGUCCUCGAUCAUUGGGUCGCUCGCCUGAGCAGUCGGCGGUGUAG